This is a messenger RNA of Sardina pilchardus (European sardine), 738 nucleotides long. RefSeq names its product tripartite motif-containing protein 29-like. The transcript has a single exon. The coding region runs from base 1 to 738 and encodes 245 amino acids. Lineage: Eukaryota; Metazoa; Chordata; Actinopteri; Clupeiformes; Clupeidae. Gene Ontology annotation, molecular function: zinc ion binding. The record is from RefSeq and is a predicted model, not a curated record.
AUGUCUACUGCGGGAAAGAUCAAGGAGGAACCCACGCAGGAGUUUCAACCGGUGCUUUGCGACAUGUGUCUGGACGCCCAGGUGCCCGCUAUGAAGACCUGCCUCAAGUGUGAGAUCUCCAUGUGUGCCCAGCACCUCCAGGCCCACCUCACCACGCCAGUCCUGCUGCAGACUCAUCCCCUGACCAAGCCCACAGCGCCCGGGGGCCUGAGCUCUGGAGCCGUCCGCUGCCCGGAGCACGGCAAACUCCUCGAGUACUACUGCUUGGACGACCGCACCUGCGUGUGUGUGUCCUGCUCUAUCGAGGACCAACAUCGGCUGCACAACAUGAAGACCCUUCCCAGUGCUCACAAGGUGCUGGUGGAGAAGCUGAGGGAGGAGAUGAUAGAGCUGGCCGAGCGAGAGAAACAGGGCGAGGCACUGAAGAGCUGGGAGACUAAGCAAACAAAUGCCCUGGAGGUAUCCACCGAGUAUCUGGUGAAGAGGGUGGCAGCACUACGUGAUAUUGCUCUCACCAAAGUGCAGAGGUCAGUCACAGCUCGUCUUGGAGCCAUCCAAACAGCUCGACAGAACAUAGAGGCAGCCCUAUCAGAAGAAGAUGCCCAUAUGUUUCUGCAGAAGUUUGCAGGAGUGCACGAAGCUGUGGAGAAAGCCCGCGCUGUAGACUUCAUCCAUGGAUUAGAAGAGGAGGCAGAGCGCACCGAGGUCGUGCCAGACCUUCUCAAGAAUGGGCAUUAG